Molecule: messenger RNA, 3268 nt
Organism: Mercenaria mercenaria
Lineage: Eukaryota; Metazoa; Mollusca; Bivalvia; Venerida; Veneridae
Exons: 4
Coding region: 1-612 (203 amino acids)
Source: RefSeq, a predicted model, not a curated record
AUGCCAGAGUUUGCAAGAAUACAAGAAAAUGCAAAGAAAUAUAUGCAAGAAAUUGCAAUGAGCGCUGUACUUAACUUCUAUCUUCAGAAACAUGAAGAGAAUGGUGGACGUCUUGCACACCGGACAUACAAAACAGAAAUUUCAACUAGGGACAAGAAUCCAAGUCACGGGCAACCUUCCUAUGCGAAAAAACAAAAAAUUGUAACAUACCAACUUUUUGAUCCUACUCCAAGUGAGGCUACUGAGUGGUUUAUAGAGGAAUUGAUGAAGAUACUUCAAGAAAAUAAUAUAGUUAUAAAAAAAGUCUCGAGCAUUCCAAACUCCGACGACAAUCUCAUUUUGGUAUGCAACAGAUCAUCACGUCUUGUGACUGAUGUCGAGAGAUCUUUAAGAGCAGUUGCCAGGACGGACUACAAUAGAAUACUUUUAGUUGCCUUACAUGUAAAGGAAGAGUAUGCAUUGCCCGAAGAGUCAACAAAGCAACAUCUACUGUAUGAAGAUGAAAAGUAUCGUGACCUUUUGGGCAUUGUUGACAUAGCGUUUACAACAGAGAAUGGAAUAUAUAGCUGCAGAAUGAAUGAUACAGCCAAACAGGCCAUAAUGAACUUGUAGAAUUUCAAACUGUAACAUUUUUCUUUUUUCUUUUUUUUUUCAAGCCGAAGCAGUUUAUUCUUUCGGAUUUCUUUAACACAUCAAAGAUAACAAAACUUAUUAUAAUCACUUUGUUGUAUAAAUUAAUUACGUAUAUUUUUGCUAUGAUACAGGCAAUUUUCAAACGUUACUUGUAAAUACUUACUAUUUCAUUUGAACGUAACUUGUCAUUUAGAACUCGUAGAGAAAGUAACAAAUGAACCGGAUAUGUUUAUUUGCACCCAUCAGUCAUGCAUGCCCCUUUCCAGAAAGCAGAGCAACAAGAGAAGAGCCCUAAUGAUAAAUAUGAAAGCAGAUCAUUACCGUUGUUUUUCAAGAACGACCUACCAUGUACUCUUCGCUAGCGGUUAACUGCAAUAAACAUACUGAAAAGUCGGGUCAUAGCCUUUUUUGAUAAUUUUUUUUCUAUAAUUUUAUAAUAUACAGCUGGAAAAUUUUCAUGACUCAAAAUCUCCAACGUUUGUAAACAAAAUCUUCAUAACGGUAAUGUUUUGAAAGUUUUCUUUAAAUUACUAUUUUUAAAAGUACAAAACCAAAUCUGAAUCACCAUAAAAACACGAGAUUUCAAUAGUUAACACAAAAAAAACUCCAUAUAUCUGUAGAGCACAUCGUGAACUGUUCAUAAAGCAUAUUACUUGCAACAUUGAAGUAAAUCCAGCCUUAGCCUUGUCAGACUUGUAAAAAAUGUGUGUUGCCAUUUUAACAGUUUUCAUUAUACCUGUUGAAACAUAAACAUUCUAUAUGUCUGUUCAUAGAUAUAAUCUUUUGUUGCCCCUGUGAACAUCCCGAUUCUUUGCAAGGAGAAAUUGGUAUGUUUGCGAUUUAUGAUACUUGCUUUAAAGUGUGGUAAAUCUGGGUUUUUAGCUAAGAGAUAUUCUGCUAUUGCAUUUGACAAGUUUACUGUUUUGCAAUGUUUUGGUGACAGUUAUUUUAUUAGUUUUUCAGUUGAUAAAGUUAUCGGCAAAACAGAUUGCAUAUUUACCUCGUAUCGGAGCAAAGUUACAGUAAAACAUGUACAUAGUUUAUAAUGCGAAUUCAAUAUUUUUAUGAUUAUUUCUAUCUUUAAUGUGUAGUAAAGAUGUGUCUGAACAUUUAUGCAAAGAUUGAGGACAUGACAUUUUACCUUUAGAGAAAUCCUGAAAAAAAUGUGCCUUUGUUUACAUUUUUGCUGGUCGACUGUUUAUGAAUAGAGCUAGCCAAUGGAAUUGAUUUACUAAAACAUUCAGGAUUCAAAUUCUACUGUAUUGUCUGUGGUGUAAGUUUUUAUUCAUAUUGAAUUAUACAGAUUUGUAAAAUCCCUUUCUUUUGUAGUCUUUGAAAGGCCCUUAGAUAGGAAACAGGUAAACAGGUAAACAUUAAUGACCACAUUUUAAACAUUUAACUAAAUUUUCUCCAGAAAAAAACUCUGUAUGCGCAAUAGGGACUGUAUUUUUGACUGGAUAUUCGUGAACUUUAAUCAGAGUGAUCUUCGUAAUGAAAUCUAGGUCAAAUUCAGAUAUGGAUCAUCUGGUGUCAAAAACUAGGUCACUUGGUCAAAUCAAAGAAAAACCUUGUGUAUGCAAUAGGGGCUGAAUUUUUCAUUUGAUGUGCAUGAAACUUGGUCGAAAUGUUUUUCUCCAUGAAAUCUCGGAUGAGUGUUUACCUGUUUUACAUGGGGUCAAAAACUAAGUGACCAGGUCAAAUCAAAGAUAAAGCUUGUUCAGUCUUCAUUAAAUUUGUUCAGAAUAUUUGUUUUCAUGGCCACUUUUUUGCUCCAAUUUCCAUGAAACUUUGUCAAAAUGUUUGUUCAUAUGAAGUUUUAGAGAAGAUCUAAUCAAGGUUGUAUGGGUUAAAAACUAGGUCAUUAGGUCAUAAUCUCCAAUGUCCAUAAAUGUGCCAUUACCAAGUUAUACAAUAGAGUAAAAUUCUACAAAAGAACUACCAAAGUCCCCGGCCUAGGGACAUUUUUCACAAAACAUAUAAUUGCAUACCAUUACAACAUCUUUCAAGUAAUAGGACAACAUACUAACAAUGUAAUAACUGUAAGUUAUAACUAUAUAUCAUAUAAUUCAUGAAGACAUUAUGAAGUUUGAAAAUGUCUGGAAAUCUAUAAUUGGUAAAUGCUUUCAAAUGCUAAUAUCUAUAUUUUAAAAAUUUGUUGUGAUUUUAUUUCUAAACUGGUAAAAAAAAACAAGAGCUGUACGUUAGACAGUGCGCUCAGUUAUUCGGCGAUUUGACAGUAAAAUAAAUUUAUGUCUCAAUAAGAGACUUGCAUACAGAAAAUAUGUCUAUAAACGAUGCUUUCAAAAAAAAUUAACAUGAAAAUAAUUUCAAGUAUAACAACUUGAUGACCUUGACCUUGAGUAUAAUGGGCCCAGCCCCUGCACAUACUUUGUUUGUAUCACCUCACCUCACCUAUCCUCUUCACACCCAUUGGUGUAUAAGGCCUUAAUGCGCCGUUUCCAUUGAGUCCGGUCUUUUGCAACUGUUCUAGCUGUUGCCCAACUGUUCCAUCCGAGCCGUUUUCGUUCUUGUUCGGUUGUCCUUCUCCAUGUUGUCUUUGGUCUGCCCACUUUUCUUUUCCCCUCUGGCUGCCAUGUUAGUGCUGUGUUGCAGAUGGUGUUUUCUUGUCUUAAGA